GUGGGAAACCAACACCACAGCUGAGCGGACUUGGUGGACACUGAGUACUGAGUACUGAAACUCACCAUGGCAAAGUUGAUUGAAGUCUGCAACGUCGCCUGCAAGAAGGACAAAAAGCAUGUCAUUUUCUCUCAAUUGAACUUCGAUGUCAAUGAGAGAGAUAUCAUCGUUUUACAAGGCAAGAGUGGUGCAGGGAAAACCACACUUUUAAAGUGCAUCGCCCAUUUGAACGUUUAUGACGGGGAGAUCUUAUACAGAGGAGGGACAGCUAAGGCACAUGGUGUGCCUGUGUUUAGAACACGGGUAUUCUACGUGCCCCAGAGACCCGCUUUGCUGCCAGGCACGCCGCGCGAUUUUAUGGCAACGGUCGCAUCCUUCCAGUCCCGUAAAUUGAACUCGGAAUCUGAUCUUGCCAAUGCUAUGGAUAUCUCCAAGGGGUGGGGCGUUGAUCAUGAACUAUGGGACAGGAAUUGGACUAGCUUGAGUGGUGGCGAGGCGCAAAGGAUAGCACUGGCCGCUGCAGUGGGGCUGAACACCGCUGAAGUCCUUCUACUUGACGAACCAACUUCAGCUCUCGAUCAUCACUCGACUAAGCUUGUGGAAGAGUUCAUCCUGAACGCCCUCAGAUCCCCACAAAACGGAUUGAAAGCGAUAGUCUGGAUCACCCAUUCCGAGGAACAAGCAAGAAGAGUAGGAACCAGAUUCCUUCGGAUCUCAACCUCUGGUUGUGAGGAAGAGCCACUUAUGCCUGAACCGUAGAUAUUGUGAUGUUUCAACAGGAACUUGAACUGGAUAUCCGAUGCUUUACAUAAUAACAAACAAUACGCCAUCACUCUU
Suillus discolor is the source of this 837-nucleotide messenger RNA. Its product is annotated as P-loop containing nucleoside triphosphate hydrolase protein. Bases 67 to 759 code for a protein of 230 amino acids. Lineage: Eukaryota; Fungi; Basidiomycota; Agaricomycetes; Boletales; Suillaceae. Gene Ontology annotation, molecular function: ATP hydrolysis activity; ATP binding. The record is from RefSeq and is a predicted model, not a curated record. The transcript has 5 exons.